GUUGGGUGAUGUUUGUGUGUUCCUGAAUUUUUACGUAAUUAUUACUUACUCCAUAAAAUUUUAAUAUUUAAUAUAUUACGUUUCUAUUUGCCAGUUUUAAAGUGCGAUGAAAUUUAUUUUGUAAGUUGAUAAUAUACAUAUUUUGGUGUGUGGCGAAUAUCGUUUUUGGUUUUGAAGCCAGUGUUUUAUCGUUGGGCAAAAUAUUUAUAACUGUAUGUAAACCUAAACAAAUCUCAGUGGAACAAAUAAUUAUAUUAUCGUGUAUCGGUAUUUCAUGACUUGCUGUAAAUCAAAUAUUGAAGACUAGCGUGAAAGCUUAAGCCAUGAUAUAACUGCAUAAAAACUUUGAAACACAGUUUUAUAAUGGAUUGUGUUUAGCUAAACUACCCCUGUUGAUCAUUUCUGCAACUCAUCAUGGCAUCAAAACAAUCCAAAAUUCAGUGGAACGUCCGGAAGAAGAGGAGCACCAAGCUGAAGGAAAAGCAGUCACUUGCCGAGAAAGAGAACACGCCAACAAAGACAGAACUCGUGGAUAGUAACAUGGGCACAACGUGGGGCGGGAAAUGCCCCGACAAUAUCGGCGGCAGUCCGUCUGGUGCUGCCAAGAAGCAUCACGUUCGGAAGUUGCUCAGCGACUCUGAGGACGAGAACAGCCCCAGCCCGCCGAAGCACGGCAGGAAGCAGCCGGGCUGCGACCGCACCCCCUCGCAGCUCUUGUCGAGGGUGUCCCUGGGCAGCCCCCGCGACCACGCGCCUGGGGCGACGCGGGAACACCGCCUCAGCCCCAAGAAACUCUUUGCCGAGGGGUCGCAGUUCCAGCGGGCUCGCAGGGCCCUGCACGGGAGCGCCCCGGAGUCCCUGCCCGCGCGGCGGGCCCAGCUGGACGAGCUGCGCGGGUUCCUGCUGGCGCGGCUCGAGGCGCGCUCCCCAGGGAUGCUGUACGUGUCCGGGCCGCCGGGCACGGGCAAGACGGCCUGCCUCGCCAGCCUGCUGCGCGACCCUCAGGUCAAGAGUUCAUUUCAAACAGUUUAUAUAAACUGCACAUCCAUGAAGACACCAAAUUUAAUUUACUCUCGAAUAUGUGAAGAACUUGGAGUUAGAAUUACAGGAAAAAAUGAGCGAGACCUGCAGACUGCCAUUGAAAAAUUCCUGUCUUCCAACAAGAAAAUGACCCUGCUGGUGCUGGAUGAGAUUGACCAGCUGGACAGCCGCAAGCAGUCCGUGCUGUACACGGUGUUCGAGUGGCCGACGCUGCCCGGUGCACGGCUGGUGCUGGUGGGCGUGGCCAACGCGCUAGACCUCACCGACCGCGUGCUGCCCCGGCUGCAGGCGAGGGUCGGCGCCAGGCCGCAGCUGCUGCGAUUCGAGCCCUACUCCAAGGCUCAGCUGGUGGAGAUUCUCGUGGACCGACUGAGACAGCACGGCGCUGACAAGCUGUUCCCCGACACUGCGCUCCAGCUGCUUGCGGGGAAGGUGGCGUCCGUGUCGGGGGACGUGCGGCGAGCGCUGGACAUCGCCCGCAGGGUUGUCGACAUCGCCGAAACUCAGAGCCGUGCCAGGGAACUGCCGCUACAGCCAACAACUGAUGGAACCUGGAAUGGUGUGAGGUCACCCCACAAGUCCCCUGAAAAGUGUAUGGUUUCCCUGAACGAAGUGCUGUCUGUACUGAAUGGAGUGUAUGGCACUGCACAAAAACUUGACGAUGGCAAGGACUCCGAGACAUUCCCACUGCAGCAGAAAGUCGUGGUGUGCUCUCUCAUCCUCAUGUUGAAGAAAGGUCGUAACAAGGACAUAGUAGCGGGCAAGCUCCAUGAGGUGUAUCGGCGGGUGUGCGCCAAGAGGAACCUCCUGGCUCUCGACCAGUCGGAGUUCCUGGGGCUGUGCCAGCUGGUAGAAUCCCGCGGCAUCCUCAGGCUGCAGACGCGCAUGCAUCCCAGGCUGGCCAAGGUAAGCCUACAGUGGGAUGAAGAGGAAGUCUGCUCCGCGCUGGGAGAUAAGCAGCUACUGGCAAGCAUUUUGAGCGACACAUCUUGUCUUGUUGCGUGAUUUAUUUAUUAUAUUUAAUUGUAAGUAGUUACUGUUCAGGCACAGUUUAAUACAGUAGAACUUCAUUUUUGCAUACCUGAAAUGUACGAAUUUCCCUGAUGUAUUUUAUUUUUUUACUUGCACCGUCAAUGCAUUAUUUUCCUUUAUGCUAAAGCAUUUCCUGCAAUUUACGUUGCAACAGCACUGCAUUUAAUAUCAAACCAUCAGAAAAUGUUAAGACAUCAAUAAUAUGUUACUGCAUGCAGUCAACGGCAGCUUUGUUUGCCAUUGUAAACAACCUACUUUUGUGCCACGUGCCAUGGUAAACAAUACAGGUAUGAACCAAAACUUUGGGGACGUGAACAGGAAAAUUAAGUUCAGUUUUAUAUCUCUCCCCUUUAAACUUUUAUGUAUUAUGCCAAUGCAUGAAAUGAGUUGUAAACACUGUUUUUACACAAAGAAAACAGUGGAUUAAUCGGCCCAUAUCUGACAUUUAGUUUAGUGUGGCCUAUAUUUUCUUCUAAUAUUUAAAUAAAAUAUUUAACACUUCCCUUUUCAUAUUUUCCCGCUUUUUGCAUAUUUUUGUCCUGGUUCCUUGAAAUAUGUAAAAAGGAGUUCUACUGUAUGCUGUUUGGUUUUUGUAACAAGUGUUACUGCUGUACAUUUCCAAGGUGAGGGAUGGGAGGACUGUCAUUACAUCUGUGAGAACAUCAGUUUUUUUUUAGUUUGAAUUUAAUAUAUAUCUAAUUUAAAUGGCAAAAGUGAUGAAGCUAUUGUUUAUUUUUUUUUGCUAAUUUUAAAUUAUUAAUCUAGCAAAAACUUGUGUAUGGUUUUAUGUAAUGGCAUUAGAUAUUCCACAUAAAUGGUUCUAAAUUAGAGGUGGGCAGGAUCCCGAAACUAGGGAUGAAAGUCGGGAAAGAGACCAUUCCCGAACUUCAAGAAAGUAAUUUUUCUUCUUGGAUAUACUUCAGGAAAACUAAUUUUUUGAAUAGUAAAAAUUUCCUGCAAACUAAUUUUUAUAUUAUUAAAACAUAUGCUUACGUUUUCUUCACAGUGUACGUCAAGUAACAAACCACAACUUUGCACAUGUAUUGACUAGAUAAAGCACAAAGAUAUCACCAAAAAAAAAACAUAUCUCUGAAAUGUAAUUUAACCCUCGUUCAUUAAAUGCUGUUAUAAAUAAAAACUAUGACUAAAUAAAGUAUUCAAUGUGAUCAAACAUAUUUUACUUUUGAUGAAUGUAAACAUCUUUACCAUAUCGUUAGGUUAUGUUUGACAAUGAACUUCACGAGAGCAGCUACGAACAAUAUUGCCAAACACGUUACAUUUGAAUGAUAAAAAACUCAGUUUUUAACAAAGAAACUGAAAGAUGCCUUCUUGGUUUCAAAUAUUUAAGCCAUAAAUUUCUGUUUCUCAGAAACAUCGGAGCAGUUAAAAGUUUUAACAUUUGGUCAUCAUGUAUGAUCAAAAGUAACUUAUGGGAAAUUAGUAGUGAAUACUACUAAUGAUUUAUUGGAUGAUGAGAUGUUUUUGGAGACAUAUUAAUGGUAAAUAUUUUUUCUGCAUACCGUUAAGAGGCAUAAUUUCAUUGCUUUUGCUACCAAACCCGAAUCCUGACUGAAUUACGUCCUGAAGUCAAAAUACCAUUCCCAUCCACCUCUAUUAUAAAUACAAACAAUUAUAAAGCAAGGAGGUUUUCAAUUUCUUUUUGUUUGUUUGUUACCCCAUUUCUGAAAUGCUGUAUUUUGCAGUUCACUGUCGCACAUGUUGAAAUAAAGCAUUGCUAGUUAUAUCUGGCACAUUACUAUAUUGAAACUGGGUAUGUUCACAUUUAUAUUGUAGUACAGGUGCACCGUCCUUUAUCCUAAAUGGUCGGGACCAGCAGCAUUCCGAACUUUGGAAUUUUUCGGAUUUCGGAAUUUUAAUACAGGAGGCCUAGUAAAGCCAAGUUAGGUUAUGUCAGAUGUAUUACGGAUUUCAAGCAACAUAGUACAAAGAAAAAACAAAGUACAUAACAUAAAUAAAUAUUGCAGCAUAAAUAAAUACCUGAAACAAUCGCCAAAAUAAUUUGUUUUUAACAACUGAUACUGUAAAACACCUGGAGAAUGUUUAUGGUGCGUCAUCAUCGCCGCCGAUGUCGCCGUCAACUCUUACGUCUCGUGAUCGGCCGGGAGCAGGAUUUUCCUUCUCCUGAGAUGAAGCAGCACGAAUUAUGGCAUUUUUAAAUGCCUCUUGAAGUGUCACUUGUUUUAGUUUAGGCUUCUGAGCAAGCAAUUUUUCUUUAAUCGCAUACACAGACAUUACUUCUUGCGCACUAGCAAGCAGCAAGCUGUAACUGGCGCUAGUUUUCCAGACAAACGGUAAACACAGCGCCUCAGCGUUGCCAAAUUGCAUGCUGCCUUGCUGACGCACUGCUACCAAGUAACUCGCUCGUACUAAUCACGCGAUGGCGACUUGAGUUUGCCACACAACUGCGAACAAUAUCGCGGACGUUGAUGUUUCGAAAAAAAUUUCUGAUUUUAGAGCUGUUCGGGUUUUGGAAUUUCGGAUAAAGGAUGGUGCACCUGUAUCAUGAUUCUCGUAACCUCAAUUUGUAAUGCUACAUAAGGUGAUAUGCAACAGCUUUACUAAAGUUAAAUAGUUAUUUUUAGUCUGGUUAUUUAUUUUCUAAUUUUAGCUGUGAUUGUUUAUUAAUUGGCAUGAGAAAGCCACUUUAUGAUCAACUGCAAAUUUUUACAUUUUCUAAACCACUAGGAGGACAUAAUUGUGGUAGACAGCACCUGUAGAACAAAAAAUAUGUGGCUUCAUGAAAGAGGCCUUGUUUAUAUUGAUCGAUUAAGAUGUUUGUAAUCUUAUUUCUGUUGUGUUAAUGGUAAUUUAGUGAUUGGUAAGCAGUUUGCAGCAAUGAUUUAUAUUGUUUUGUCUAAGACAAUAAGUUAUAAUAAACUUAUUUUUUGGGUUAAAAUUUAACCAAAAUAUAUGUUGAUACUGAAAACAGUGUUAAAUGCACUACCUUAUUUUGGUCACUCGUAAUUUGAACAUAAAACUUAAAAAGUUUAAAUAUGCAUGUGUCUUAGAAGCUAAUAUUUUUAAAUUUUUAUGUACUUUUUUUUUUGCAGGGCUGCAUACAAUUAGAUAUAUUUGUUCUACAGCAAGUAUUAGUGAUUUUCUGGUAGUAAUAAUUUAAAAAAAUUAAUAUAAUAUAGUGCUGGGCGAAGUUCAAAAAUUCCAACGAUUGUUGGCAUAUUUAUGCCACUUCAAAUCUCUAAUUUGUAGGCCUUGUAGUUCCUCAAUUUUUUAGUUCCUUUAACUUGCCCAACCCAGAACCAACAUUUGAAAUCUGCUGUUUUGGUUAUUUUUGUAUGUUUAGCUUACUACACAAUUAUAUUAACAUGUUUAGCCUGCUAAAAAAAAAAAUCUCAAUUCAGUGCCAAUGAACAUCUUAAGUAUGUAAAAAAAAUUGCCAUAGAACAUGAAUUAUAGGUUACAUGGUACAGUAUGCUUCAACCAGAGAUAAGUAAAUAGACCAGAUGGAACAUAAACACAUCGUUUAGGUGAGGGGUUUGAAGUCAGGAGGGGAAAGGUCAGUGGAAAGGUCCGCCAUAUUGCUUAGUGAAUAACAUCAUUGAUUUCGCUAUUUGAUUACAUUGCGAGUAGUUGAAAAUUUGUUAAUUUAUGUAUCGUUAAUUUGGUUUUUGAGUGUUGUAGGUGAAUCUGUUGUAAUUUCUCAAAAGUUUGGUUAUUUUUAGACAUCUGCGAAUUGUGAUUUUUCAGUUCUAAUCGAAUUCGAAUCGAAUUUCAAAAAAAUUCACGAGUUUCAAAUUUUUUUUUAAUCGAAUUAGAGAAUAUUUAUUAAAAUAACAUAGAUCAUUAAAAAAUUUUAACAUACCACCUUCGAAAAACUUGUCACAUAAUUCACAGUUUAAAUCAAGUAACUAAAAUUAAAGUGAGACUAUAUUGAAGAAGCACAACCAGAUUUUCAAAAUUUUAAAUAAAAAAAAUUAAAGUGAUAUGUCUGUAGCACUAACAUAAAAUCAUACUAAUUACUGUAUUUUGUAAAUUUACAGACUGGCAAUCAUUAGUGUGUUUGAACGUUUGACAGUUUUAGUUGGUUAUUUUAUAAAGUGGAACAUGGCUACGCACAUUAUUUACAGUAAAACUUAUUUCCACUUUUCAUGGGGUCAAAGUAAAAAAGUUUAAAAAGCGGGAAAGUGUAAAUAAAGGAAUGACCAUGAAAAAUAUCACAGCUUACCUUAUUUAGCAUGUUUGACUUUCAAGGAUAAAAAUAUUAAUAAAACUAUCACAGCAUAAGGAAGUUGUACAAAAGAAAAAUAACAUAUUUUUAUUUACCAUUUUUAUCGCAUAUGCAUCGCACAUUUUUUUCUAAAAUCAAGUUUGAAAAUUAGAGGUGAGACUGUGGGUGCUACUAUUAUGCAAAAAAUAAAGUAAAGUAAUCCAAAAAAAAACAAAACCUAUACAUGGAAAGUACGUUUAUUUAAAAAGUAUUCUUUGUGAAAGCACGCCAAAUAAUUUAAAUUAAUGAGUGAUGCAAUAAAACCAUUUUAUUCAACGUAAAAAACAAGAACGAUUGUGCGGGUUAACGCGGUUCCUGACAGCGCGCGCGUGCAUGCAGUCUGCGAGCUAUCGAUAUAAAUCUUCAUGACUACGUGCGCGAGCUCUAUACUGGAAUACAGGAAUCAACACAACCAAAAUGGCGCUGCUUACGUUUUUAUAAGCGGUAUAAAGCUACUCCCGAGACAUUAAAGAUGAAGUUUAUAACUUUUAAAAAGUCUUUAAAACACAAUUUACACAUCAGAUUACUUUGUAAUAGGAUUAAUUAAGUUAGUAAGCAGUUAUAUCACAACGAACGGCGUAAACUUCAUAAAGCAAUAGGCGCGUUGUAAACCACGGGAAUUUAUUGCAUACAUCAAAUGAGGUUAAAACGGGACAAACAAAAUUGUUCAAAUAACAGGGAAACGUAAAUAAGGGGCUUCGCUGUAUAAUUUUUGUAAGUGGAGGAUGUAAUCGUCCAUUUACAUUUUUUUUAAACAUGCCAGGGGUGAUGUCUUAUAUUAGUGUAUCCGGGCCAGAUUUUGCAAGUCGAAUUAUUGUAAAAUGAAUUCAAUUCGAAUUGACGAAUCAAAUAUAAAAAAAUUCAAACUCUAAUUCGGAAAUUUCGAAUAUUCGCAGAACCUUAGUUAUUUUAGAAGUAGAAUGUGUGAAGUUCUAGGAAAACUGAGAGCCAGUUACUGAAGGAAAAGCAUAAGAAGAUAACCUUUCACAGGUAAAUUGUGUUUGAUUAUUUUUGUGAAAUACUAUUUGUAUCGGCUCUAUUAGUUGCUAUCUAUAUGAUAUUUAAGAUGCAAUACGUAGACAAUGUCGCAAUUCCGUAGGACCAAAUGUAAUCAGACGGUAUUGAAAAAGCAGUGUUACGCAUCAAAUGUUAAUAACUGUUGGAUGGAUUCAUUGUUGAAGAACGAGAUAUUAGUGUGGGCAAUGGCUACCCUGAAUUGUUGGCUGGGGAGGAGGAUUCAAGGUUGAAGGCAUAGUUUGAAUUUAUGGAUUUUGGCAAAUGUUACUUUGAGGGACGCCUCCUUAAAGAAAAAAAAAAAUUUGGAAUAAUACCCUUAUUUUGUGCAAUGGACACUAUUUUUUACUGUAAGCAUAGAUACAAAAUUCAUAAUACUUUUGAGAAAUUGAUGUUAAUAUGAAACUGUACAAGACCCGUUAAGUAAGGCGCAAACUGACAUUAAUUGCUAUUCUGUGUAGUUAGGUAAGUGUUAUCCGGCAUACUUUUCAAUUAUGCUAACUUCUCUUAAUUUAGUGUAACAACAAAUUACUUGAUUUGCAGCUUGUUUUUACAUUAAUAUUAUUACGAUGCUUAAAUCAUGACGCUGUAAUCUUGUAGCAGUAGUUAGGUAGCCAUUUCUUGCUUGCGAGUAUCAAAUGUUGUCAUGUGAAUGUGAGCCAAUAGGUGAUUACGUAUUCAUUAAUUAAAAACGGUGGCGGCGUGUAUGUAUGUUUUGGACAACUUAUAUUUAAAAAGGUCAAUUGACUACAUUAUAAAUACUUUAAAACACUGCGGACGGUUAGUUAGGUUAGUAUAGCUACAUUAAAAAUACUGUCAAAUCAUUUUAAUGGUUGUUUAGGAAUUUCUAAUUUAAUAUGUAGCUAUCCUGACCUAACAAACCUUUCACACAAUCUCCCAAUUUUUUUUAAUGUAGCUAUACGAACCUAAUUAACUGUCCAAAAUCAUUAUUUUAAUGGUUUUAGAAGUAUAACAACACGUGUGUGUUUGUUGUUUAAAACAGCUGUUUAUGUAAACAAUUUCUCAGCUACAUAGGCGCCAUAUUGCUUAGUGAAUGCCAGCUUCAAGAAGUAUCGGUUAUGUUCCAUCUGGUCCAUUUACUUAUCUCUGGCUUCAACACUUAUUAAGCGGGCAGUACUGGGUUUGUCGAUUGGAAUGUUGUGAUAUCUGGCCAUUGUGCACUUUAAUUAAAAGGCCAACAAAAUAAACAAAGUAUGCAAGCAAAACGUAAUUAUUUGCAUUAUGAAACAAAGGAUGUAAGAGUUGUACACUAUUAAAAACUAACUGCAUUAUAAUUGUAUGCAAAAAUAUAUAAAUGAGUGCCAAUAAUGCUGAAAUAGAAGAUAAAUUUGUAUCUUUGUCAUUGGGUCUAGAAGCCAGCAAUUAAUGUAUUUCAUGAUUUGAAGUUGGCUUAAAAACACUAAGGUGGUCCAAUAGCCUUUUCUUUGGGUAUCUUUUCUAUUUUAAAAGUCUACUAUUACAAUAAAUAAAUAUGUAAUUAUGAGAACUUAACAAUUUCAUUCCAGAGACAACUGAACAUGAACUAGGUGAGAAAAAUGGCAUAUUUUGAAGUAAAUGGGGUCAGUGGGUCAGUCAAUUUUUUUUUCCUCAACUCUUCCCAAUUCCCCGGAACCAUGAGAGGUAACUAACAAGAGUUUUACUGUUUAAAAUACAAAGUAAGGUACUUAGUAAUGAGGUUCCACUAUUUGUAAUAUGUACAACUAAUCACACUUGCUAUAAUGAUUUAAGUAGGCAUUCGUAUUGAAUGGUUAUAUUAAUAUAUACUUUUAUUUUGUAAUGAAAUGGUCGUAUAUUUAAGAAUGUUAGAUUAUUUAUAUUGGAUGUUACCGAUAUUAGUAUAUAUGCAUUGAUUCAGCAACUUCUAAUUGCUACUUGUUUGUACAAGAAGAUUGUAAAUUAUAUAUUAACGGACUUUUUUUUGUAAAAAAACAUAAGAUUAUCUAUCACACAUUAAAAUUUCGGUAACAAAGGGUUGUUCAUGUUAAACUUUAACUCCUUGCUGUAUAUGUCUUAUUCAGAUGAAUUUUAUUUUGUAUGGUUCGACUACUCUUACAGUGAACAUUAAAAAAAAAAAUCAUUCAACGUAUUGUAUUUUUGUGAUUUGUAGCUACAUGUAGAAUAUUUUGUUUUGUAAAUAAACCUCGAGAAAUUUUGUAUUAAGUGUAUUUCUUGUGAGAUGGUGGAAAUUGUCUUGCCAACCC
Molecule: messenger RNA, 9555 nt
Organism: Bacillus rossius redtenbacheri
Lineage: Eukaryota; Metazoa; Arthropoda; Insecta; Phasmatodea; Bacillidae
Gene: Cdc6
Product: cell division control protein 6 homolog
Exons: 10
Coding region: 415-2046 (543 amino acids)
Biological process (GO): DNA replication initiation; cell division; mitotic DNA replication checkpoint signaling
Cellular component (GO): nucleus
Molecular function (GO): ATP hydrolysis activity; DNA replication origin binding
Source: RefSeq, a predicted model, not a curated record